AGUUGUUUGGUCAUUUUGUGAACGAUGGACCCUCAACAUGGUGAAUGAAGGUGUUUCGUACUUUACGAAGAAUUGGGCACCCUUUUGAGAAUUACAUAAUCAUUUGCUGAAACAAAGAUGGCAAUGCGAAACCUUGUGGAAGGGGAGUGUGGAGGGGCCAACUCCUUGAUGAAGUUGACAAGUCAUUUCACUCAGGACAAGGCAAUGAGACAGGAAGGGCUUGUACCUGGUAGACCACCAUCACAUCUAGGAGUGGCAAAUCGUCCAAUCACCGAAAUCUCUGAGCAUGAGAUGGUGAAUGAGUUUCUGUCGGGUCCACGGACAUCCAUGGCCCCACAAACGUUCCACAUGGGAGGACUACUACAGGAGAUGAGGGAGAUUGAGGAGGCGGAACUGAAAUACGCCCCUCAACGAGCCCUAGGAAUAGCAGAGUUGGCCUCACAAGAUAGUUGGGCCUCUGAGUUUCUGACUGAUGGUAAGGAGUCUGGCCACCAUGAAUGGUCAGAUGAGUAUAUGUCCCAGAAACCAGCGAUUCUACCUCCCACAGAUGUUAAAUGGGCUGAAGACUAUCUCGACCAAUCCGAGCACAGGCCCUGGACAGAAGAAUUUGAGAAAGAGUUGAUAUUGGAUGAUACCAAGUGGGUUGACGAUUUCAACACAGAACAGUCCAACGAUGCUGAGUUAUCUCAGACAGCCAAAGAAUUUGUAGGAAGUAUCGACGACCCCAAACUUUCUAACUCUGAGUUUAUGAAGUUUGUGAAGAGGAUAGGCGAUGGAGAAAUAACGAUAAAAGAUAACGAAGUUGUAGAGAAAUCUCCUAUGGAUCGGGCCGACGAUUGGGCCCAGGAGUUUGUGACACAUCAGACUGCUGGGAAGUCUGUUGUUGACCAAUGGGAGGAAGAGUUUGCAGAGAUGGCAGGAAGUAGAAACACAUCGGAUGAGGACUUCUGGGAAAAAUUACAACAACAUUGGGAGGACGUGGAUAAAACUAGAGAGGAUGGCCAUCCUUGGCUGACAGAGUUUGAACAGUCAGAACCAUAUAAGGAAUAUGAUUUUGAAAAAGAAAACCCCCUUCUUGACCACCCAGACCCCUUCCAGGCAGGCAAGGAGAAACUGAAUGAGGGAGAUAUCCCUAACGCUGUCCUGCUGUUUGAGGCAGCUGUUCAGAAAAAUGACCAACACAUGGAGGCAUGGCAAUAUCUUGGUACAUCACAAGCCGAGAAUGAACAGGAACCUGCAGCUAUUGCUGCUCUCAAACGGUGUCUGUCCCUGAGUCCUGACAAUUUGACUGCCCUGAUGUCCCUGGGUGUGAGCUACACAAACGAGUCCCUUGCCACUCACGCCUGCCACGCCCUGAAGGCCUGGCUGAAACACAACCCCAAAUACACGGCCCUGAUCCCAGGACAGCUGGAUGAGGAACCCAAAGUCUCCUCAUAUGUGUCGAGUGCGGAACACGGAGAAGUAAAGGACUUAUAUAUACAGGCAGCUCGGCUGUUUCCUCAAGAUAUAGAUGCUGAUGUGCAGAGCGGCCUGGGAGUGCUGUUUAACCUCAGUGGGGAGUAUGACAAGGCUGUGGACUGUUUCUCUGCUGCUCUACAGGUCAGGCCUAAGGAUGCGUUGCUAUGGAACAAGCUAGGUGCUACCCUUGCCAACGGUAACCGUAGUGAGGAGGCUGUGGAAGCUUAUCAUCAUGCCCUACAGAUAGCGCCUGGCUACAUACGGUCACGGUACAACCUUGGGAUAGCCUGUAUCAACCUAGGAGCUCACAAGGAGGCAGUGGAACAUUUCUUGACAGCCUUAAAUAUGCAGAGUCAAAGCCACGGACUGAAAGAUCCACAGUUUGUUAUGUCAAAAAACAUUUGGAGUACACUACGUAUGGCUGUGUCCUUGAUGGGGCGACCUGACCUUUAUGAAAUCUGUGAUAAAAAUGACUUAGAACGAUUGAAACAAGAAUUUGGCGUGGGAUCUUGAUAUCAGCAAUGCUCAGUGUCAGAUGGUAUCUGUAGGACUUCUGGGACAAAACACAACGCUCAAGACAGUCUGGAAUGUUUGCCAGGAGUCCUACGUCUGAUGCUCAGCGACUGAAGGAAAAACUUUGACGAUGAUGCUGGUGUUUGUUAUUAUAGUUAGUCAGUUAGUCUGACUGGAACUGUGAAACAUCUAUGUGUAGAUGUUACCGUGGACCUGUGGAACAUCUGUGUGUAGAUGUUACCAUUGAUCUGUGGAACAUCUGUGUAGAUGUUACUGUGGACCUGUGGAACAUCUGUGUGUAGAUGUUACCGUUAGAUGCAUGUUACCAUUGACCUGUGGAAUGGCCAUUUAUGAAUGCUUCAGUUGUUUUAGGACAUCAUCUCUAUUUUAAGUUAUAAUUGGUUUUAAGAGAUAAUUAUCCAAGACACAAUGAUAACGAAAAAAAGGUUCAUGUUAUUUCAUUUCAUUUUGUUUUUAUAUGUACUAGUAAUUUUCAGGCAGUGAUGAUGUCUGAUCAAUUGAGUUAUGAAAUCUUGCCUGUCAAUUAACAUGUGUCUUGCUGUCAUCAUUCACAAAACCGACCUCCCAUCACCCUCCCUCCUCCCCACCCCACUACACAUUCAGUUGUAACUACCAUCUUAAUUAAGAUUUAACCUAAGAGAUAUACAUGAAUAUAAUAUAGAAACAGUUUUGCUGACUACUGGUUUACCUCCCUUUAGAUAAAUAUGAACUUUUGUUUUACAAUUAUGAAACAUUUUUUUUUAACUUAUAUCAAUCAUUCUUGUGGACAAAAAAUUGUUGAAACUAAAUAUUUGCAUAUUUAAUUGGAGAUCCUGGAUUAGUCUUAUUAUUUGUCAGCUUUGUUUUUUAUUAUUUUUCGUUUAGACUCUGGACAAUCUGUGCUGGGAUGCAAAUAUGAUAGCGUUAAAUAUUAAUAAUGUUUUAAUAUCGUGCAUUUUCUGAAAAGCAUUUUUCAAGAUCUCAAAAUUUGACACAAGUCCUAUACUAUUGAAAUCUAAGCCUUGUGAAGGAAAAUCAUGAUAAAACAGUAUAUAUGUAGUCAAAAUAGGACAAAGGCUAGUCAUCUAGUCAAUUAUGUCAAUUUAACACCGUUUUAAGCACUAUAUGCUUCUUAAGGCGUAUCCUUGUAGAAUCAUCGGUCCGGAAACACAAUAUUUCCUAGCUAGUGUUCAUCAUGUCCGAGUCUUUGGUGUUGCCCUGUAAGAAAUUCGGUCACAAUUUGUGUCAGAUUUUGAUUUGAAUCAUCAGGGUCCGGACAUCUGAGUUUGUAUUGUGUCUGUCCAUGUCCAGAGCUUUGUUUGAUUGGAAUCCUGGUCUGACCUAUUGCAUUUGUCCACUAUCUGACUCACACUUGCAAUUGCCUGUAUCUACAUGUGGUGUUGAUAGUUUUUCUGAUGCAACUUCUCACAUUACAGGUAGAUCCUGUAUUUCUCAUCAGAUCAGUAUAAAAAAAAUAUCAUAUUUUCUUCCUGCAGAUCAUGAAGACUUCAUGUUUUAUAUAUUAUGGUAUGUUAAUUCAAACAUUUUAGAUUCAUAAUUCUAUACAUCUCUUUAUAAUGCCAAAUGUUUACCUGUCAGAUGUGGCAGUAUAACAAGGUUAUGCUGUUUAUGUACAGCCCUGUACUUGUUAUGUUACCGGUCAGAUGUGGCAGUAUAACAAAGUUAUGCUGUUUAUGUACAGCCCUGUACCUGUUAUGUUUAUUUUAAUGUCGGAUUUACCUGGUAAAGGUAUUGUACAUGUAUAAGGGCAAGUUUCUAAUGUGAUCACUAUCCAAGAGUUACUUAAUUACGAUAAACAGUUAAACUUGUGAUAUUUAUGUAGUCUUUGGUAAAUGUGGCUAAACUCAUAUUUGCCAGAUGUUUUAAAUAAUUAACAGCCUCAGCGAUUAAUUAAUUAGAAAAGUAAUUAAACACGCUAUAUUUUUUUGGUAAUGAAUAUGGAUAUCCAAGAUAUUUCAAAUACCAGUUAUUAUAUUUGAUUGAUGGUUUUUAUUCAGUAAUCAGUUUAAAAGGAAAAACAUAUUUACAUGGUAGCAUUUAGUGUUGUUUGUCCUUUAAUUUGAUUCAAAUGUGUAUGGUAAUUUAUGAAUGAAUGAAGUCUACUAAAUUUGACAAAUUGCAGGUUUUAAAAUUCAAUUAACUGUCCGAGUGGCCUGAUCACAUGCUGUGCAGAGGAAUACACCUAAAUGUUAUGUGUAUACAAAUCAUGAAUUAAUUGAAUACAAGUUUAUCUUUACCAAUGGU
This is a messenger RNA of Mizuhopecten yessoensis (Yesso scallop), 4236 nucleotides long. RefSeq names its product peroxisomal targeting signal 1 receptor-like. Gene Ontology annotation, biological process: protein import into peroxisome matrix, docking. Gene Ontology annotation, molecular function: protein binding. Gene Ontology annotation, cellular component: cytosol; peroxisomal membrane. NCBI's taxonomy places the organism in Eukaryota, Metazoa, Mollusca, Bivalvia, Pectinida, Pectinidae. Bases 118 to 1971 code for a protein of 617 amino acids. The record is from RefSeq and is a predicted model, not a curated record. The transcript has 17 exons.